AUGGCUUCCUGCAAAUCCUUAUUCAUCAUUUUCCUAACUACGCUAAUCUAUAUUUGCGAUUCCACCACCGUCGAGAAAAAGCCACCUGCGAGGUCACAAUCUUUCCGGCUUGAACUCGGCUCACUUUCCAAAUCCUCUAUUUCCAAGUACGCCGCCACGUCACCAUCAUCAUCAUCAUCAUCUCGCACGUACAACUCUUCUGUCCGCGUCUCGUCGGGGCCGAUCGUGUUCCUCCCCAUCGGCACCCCAUCCCAGCUCGUCCCAUUGGUCCUCGACACCGGCAGCCAGCUGUCGUGGGCCCACUGCUCCCCCAAAAGGAGCAAAAACUCCUCCGCCUUCAUCCCUUCCCUCUCAUCCUCCUACCACCCCAUCCUCUGCCGCAACAACUCCAAUUGCCCCACUUCCCAUCCCGAUGAUCAGGUGCCCCUCACCUGCACCAACUUACGCUGCACCUUCUCCGUCUCUUACGCGGACGGCACCCCCAGCGAAGGCAGCCUCGUCCACGAUACCUUCACCUUCUCCGACUCCCAUAAUUCUCCCUCUCCCCUCAUCAUCGGUUGCUCCCACGACAAGGACUCCAGCGGCGCAGAGGGAAUCUUGGGAAUGAACCUCGGAAACUUUUCGUUAGUAUCCCAAUUACAAAUCUCCAAGUUCUCUUACUGCAUAUCCUCCAACAAUCUCGGGUUUUUCUACAUAGGAGAUAACACCAACAACCCGAAUUAUAUCACCAAACGAAUCGAUUUCACGAAUUUCCCGGGCGACGUUCGGCCGAACCUCGACGAGCACGCCUACACCGUCACCCUCGUCGCCAUCCGAAUAAACGGGACGAAGCUGAACGUCAGCGAGUCGGCUUUCCGGCCGGACGCCAACGGCUCCGGCCAGACGAUACUCGACUCGGCCACGGGGCCGAUGUAUCUCGUCGACGAGGCGUACGCGGAGGUGAAAUCGAGAGUCGAGAGUUUGACGGGCGCGCGGUUUAACAUGACGACGAGCAAGGACGGGUUGUUCGAGAUGUGCUUUACAGGAAAUAAUAAUGUUACGGCGGCUGCGGAGAGGAUUGGGGAGUUGGGGCUUGUGUUCGAUGGGGGAGUGGAGAUGGUGAUUCCUAUGGAGAGAGCGAUGGUCGAUGAGGGAGAUGGAGUGAGUUGCGUGGGAAUAGUCAAUUCUAUGAGUAGGCCCGGGAAUAUCUUGGGUCAUCUCAUGUUCAGGGAUGUGUUAAUGGAGUAUGACGUGGUGAAUAAGAAAAUUGGGUUCGGGGAGUCUACGGGCUGUGGAAGCUAA
Striga asiatica is the source of this 1281-nucleotide messenger RNA. Lineage: Eukaryota; Viridiplantae; Streptophyta; Magnoliopsida; Lamiales; Orobanchaceae. The record is from the annotation of a GenBank genome assembly.